AUGACACGGUCGGCUUCAUUGUCAAGUCACGAAAAAUUGUCGAUUUACACGUCCAACGAAUCCGCUGUGCUUCAAGAGUUGUCUCAAGCUGUUACAAAAAUUGUCAAGUCACUGGAAGGCGACAAACCAUCUGCGACUCAUAUAAUUAAAGUUACAACACAUAAAGCUGAUGCGAAAAGUAUUGACCCAUUUAUCGAGACAAUUGCUACAACAGCGAAUGUCCUGCUUAUUGUGUCGAAAAUUAUGUCGAAUCGUAAAAUGGAAAAAAUUUUAUUAUCGUGCAGCGGCACGUCUCAACAAAAGUUUCUCAUCGUUCUACUCAAACCAUUUGGAAACAGCAUAAAAUUAAUGUUGGACAUCAUGUGGCGAAAGUUUAUUUUAAAUGUUCAUGUUGUUACGCUUGAAGCAAACGGUGACGUUGCAUUGUACACUUACUUCCCAUUCACCAAGGACUUUUGCGGUCAAGUUCAUCCGGUGGUAUGGAAUAUUUAUAGAAAUGGAGCGUUCGUCACGCAACGCGAACACUUCCCGCGGAAAGAUAAAAACUUUUUCCGAUGUACUCUCGAUGUUGCUGUGUUUAACGUCCCACCAUUCACACUUUUCAUCAAUGAAAGCACAAAUUUCGAUGUCAGUGGUGUCGAUGGAAACCUUAUCAAGGUCCUGUCAGUGGAGUUGAAUUUCACAAUCAAUUGGAUUAUCGUGUCAGAUGAUUUAAGAUGGGGUGAAAUUUACGCCAAUUACAGUUCAACAGGAGCUACAAAUCUUGUGAUGAAUCGAAAAGUGGAUUUAUCGAUAGGGAUGUGGUCAAGAACAUCGAGACGAACAAAAGCGCUUUCAUUCUCUUCAAUUACUUACGCUCAAGGAGGCUUAAUUCUAAUUGUCCCUCCCGGUGCUGAAAUAUCAUCAUUCUCGAAGUUACUUCAACCAUUUAAUCCUUCUGUAUGGUACUUUGUUAUUGCAACAUUGUUUAUUGUAGUCAUCGCAACAAUCUUUUUAAAUUAUUCACCAAGAAAAGUUAAAGACUUUGUAUUUGGCAAACACAUUCGCACACCAUUCUUGAAUAUAAUCAUUGUGAUGAUAGGAUCGCCAAUGCAUCAUGUACCUGGUCGAAACUUCUCAAGAUGGAUUCUUACAUUGUUUAUUCUAAUGUGGUUAAUUAUACGUAACUUGUACCAAGCUGUGCUUUAUAAAGAGCUUCAGUCAUCCGAAAGAAAUCGCCACGUGGAAAGCCUUGAAGAAAUGAUUCGCCAAGGAUUUCAUUAUUACAUGAUUGCACCUACAAUAGAAAACAUCAUACAUUUGCCAGAGGUUUAUGAAAGACGGAUUAUUGUCUCACGAGUUGAGUCCGAUUUGAUUGUGAGAGGAAAGUUCAACGACCCGACAGUGAAAGCUGGAUUUGUAGCUGGUUUCCAUACACUUUUGUAUAUUAACAAAGUAAAUCUUUAUGGUUUCCACUUGAACUUUUGCAAAGAACCGCUGCUGUUGCGUCAAUUCGGAAUUGUUUUCCCCAUGAAUUCAUUCCUCGUUUCAAGCUUCGAUGAAAAAUUAAUUAUUCUUGUUGAAAAUGGUUUAAUUGAGUAUUGGUUGAUGGAGAAUACAGAAAGUGAUGGAUUUGCUUUGCCAGAAGUUCGAGAGCCAAUGAAGCUUACACUCAAUCACUUAUUAAGUGCAUAUCAAGUACUUGGAUUGGGAUUAAGUCUCGCCACAACGACGUUUGGAUUUGAAUUGAUUGUCCGAAGAAUAAAUUUCCUUCAAAAAUGUUUGUAA
This is a messenger RNA of Clunio marinus, 1767 nucleotides long. The record is from the annotation of a GenBank genome assembly. NCBI's taxonomy places the organism in Eukaryota, Metazoa, Arthropoda, Insecta, Diptera, Chironomidae.